AUGGACCCUAAAAUGGCAUAUGCAUGGCAGCACCUAAAAGCUGACUUCAUGCAGCCCAGGAUCAACCACAUCCACAAGGCCGUAAAUCCUCUCCUUGAAGCCAGCAGAGUGCAACGGGAACAGUAUGGUGACAUCCCAAUGGCAGACAUGAUGGGGCCAGAGUCUGGGCUGGAGCUCCUUCACGGUAGACUCCAAAGGGAUCCCCGCGGCAGCCGCUCUGACCCUCAGAUGGACCAUCUGAGGCGAGAGAGGGAGUACAAGCUGGGUAGACAGACCUCCAGUGAGCAGGAGAUCCAGGCCAGGCUGAACGAGCUGCCAAUGAUUGUGCGUCAGGAGCGUUACCGGAGACGCCUGGAGAGGCAGUCGUCCAGUGAACAGGAGGCGCAAACAGGAAGCGGCAAACAGAGGCUACAGAGACAGGACUCGAGUGACUUAGAGGGCUCCGUUAAAGAGGGCUCUGACAAACGCUCAGGGGAGAAGAGAUCUACCAUGGCAGAGAUUGUAGAACAAGUCCAGGAGAGAGAGGCAGCACAUGCACGAGGCGAGCCUUAUCGCCCUCCCAGCAGCCUCUCGGCACCUGUGACUCGUUUCGACGGACGGCCCCGUGCCCGAGACCGUCCAAAACCAAGAAGGAGGCCCCGUCCAAAAGAGCCUGAGGAGACACGGCGCUCUCGCUCAGCCCCAGCCACUGGAGCCCCAACGACUCCCCAGCCGCCUUCCCUCACUGCCCAUAAUGAAGGAUUCCUCUACCGCAAAAAGGCCACCAGUGCUGACCUAGAUGGUCAACAGAAGAGCCCCAACAGUAAGUCGUGGGUCAAUGUAUACUGUGUGCUGAAAGAGGGAACGCUGACCUUCUACAAGGACGCCAGGAACCACAAGACGACGUACAACGAAGAGCCAUCUGUUGAACUCCGUGACUGCUCAUUUGAUCCUUCACUGGGAUACAAGAAGAAGAAAAAUGUUUUUAUUCUCCAAAUAAACGAUGGAAACUUCUUUGUAUUCCAUGCGAAAGAUGAGGAAGACCUGAAGGCCUGGACUUCAAACAUCUCCACCUGUAUAUCCGAGUAUGACGACAUGGCCAAGUGGGACAAGCCUGGGACCUCGUCCAUGGACCCUGACCACUCGGAGAGGAAGGAGAAGUCGGAGGGCGACGCGGACGCCAGGUCAGAGAGGUCUGAGCUGGCCGAAGGGGAGGAGAGGUCUGAGAAGGAGAGGUCAGAGAAAGGGGAUGGCUCUGAGAAGCUAGACACAUCAGAAAUCGCAGACAAGAUGGAGGGCGGGGCAGGGGGCUCCAGCACGUCUGGAAAAAGCAAAUGAGGAGCCCCCUUUGUCGUUUUAAAUUUACUCACUGACAGAGGGCUUGGGAGGCAGUAGGUGGGAGGGAGAGAGG
Solea senegalensis (Senegalese sole) is the source of this 1390-nucleotide messenger RNA. Its product is annotated as spectrin beta chain, non-erythrocytic 4-like. Bases 1 to 1317 code for a protein of 438 amino acids. Lineage: Eukaryota; Metazoa; Chordata; Actinopteri; Pleuronectiformes; Soleidae. The record is from RefSeq and is a predicted model, not a curated record. The transcript has 6 exons.